AAACAAACAAAAGGUACGUUGAAAUCUUGCCCACCAAGUCAAUUGAUCACCGACAGUAAUUGACAUUCAUAGACACCAUGUACAACAGAUACAUUCCCCCACCCAAGCCAGCGGGCGGUGCGGCCCCCGUGUCGCAACCAGUGUCACAAGCGCCGGCGCAACCAGCACGAAUUGUCUUUGGCGACGAUGACUUUGUCGCGAACAACCAACAAAAGGCCGCCGUCGAGGAACCAGUACAACAAGUAGAGGAACCCAAGUCAAAGUCGAAAAAGUCCAAGAAGCAACGCGACACCGACGAUGCUGAAGAGCCCCCACGAAAGAAGACCAAGACCGACGACGACGACAAUGACGAGCAACAAGUCGAACAGAAAGACGAGACCGAAGCGCAGCCAGAUACAUCCAUAAAGAAAGAACCCAAGAAGCCAAAGAGGGAAAAGAAAAAGAAGGAAAGCGUCCUCGAAAAGCCCGCCGAGCUCGAAGAUGACCACAUCCGCCAACGCCAUCGCUCCGUCUUCGAAAAAGUCGAGAAGGCUCUCAAAUUGAAGGAACUACAGGGCGACGAAAAGGAAGACACGCCAGAACCAGAAGAACCCGUUUACGACCUCGGUCCCCUCCCCCAGCCCGCCCCCGUCGUCGUCGACUCUUCCAAACUCACCUACGAAACGCUGCCCCCCUGGCUCGCCAACCCCAUCCGCGUCACCACCGACACCAGGAAAGCUUUUCCAGACCUGGGCAUCUCCGCCGAGGCAGCGAAGAUUUUGGCUACGAAGGGAUUCAAAGACGCCUUUGCCGUACAGACAGCUGCCCUUCCUUUGCUGUUGCCUAACCCGGAUCUUCAGGGUGAUGUGGUGGUGGCUGCGCCUACUGGUUCGGGAAAGACGCUGGCGUAUGUGUUGCCGAUGGUGCAGGAUAUUGCGCUGAGCCAGACGACCAAGCUCAGGGGAGUGAUUGUUUUGCCGACGAGAGAUUUGGUGCAGCAAGUCCAGGCGGCGUGUGAGGCGUGUGCCGCGGCUUUUGCGGGGAGUAAUGACGGGAAGAGGGUGAAGGUGGGUACGGCGAUGGGAAACCGGCCGUUUAAGGAGGAGCAGGCGGUUAUUAUGGGGACGGAGCAAAAGUACGAUCCCAAGGGUUACCAGAAGUGGUUGGAGAGGCAGAAGCAGUUGGUGGAUCUGGACGGGGAUAGCGAGGAGGAGGAGGAGGAUCUCGAGCUGGAGCUGAAGCGGCCAUUGCCGUAUCAUGUCAAUCAGCAUGUGCCCAAGGUCGAUAUCCUCAUCUGCACGCCGGGUCGUCUGGUGGAGCACAUCACCAAAACCAAGGGCUUCACGCUCGACUACGUCCGGUGGUUGGUGGUCGACGAAGCUGACAAGCUCCUUGCACAAGACUUCCAGCAGUGGUUUGAUGUGGUGAACGAGAAGUUGGCUGUCAGCAAGCCGGGUGCGAGGGACUUUGCGGCGAACAACAAGACGGGACCGAGGAAGGUGAUUUUGUCAGCGACAAUGACGAGGGACAUCACGCUGUUGAACGGGCUGAAGCUCUCGAGGCCAAAGUUGGUGGUGUUGGAGGGUGCAAAGGCUGGUGAUCUGGCGAUCCCUGCCACGCUUAAGGAAUACGCGAUCAAGAUUGCCGAGCCAAGUCUUAAGCCGUUGUAUCUGGUGGAUCUGUUACAGAGCAAGUACCUGGUUCCUGUCAACGGCGAGGACGUCGCUGCUGGGUCAGAAUCAUCCAGCUCCGACUCGUCCGAUUCCGACUCCAGUUCCUCCGACUCCGACUCCUCGUCAGACUCCGACUCCGACGCCGAGCCCACAACAAGGAAGGCCAAGUCUAUGUCCAAGCCCACCACAUCAAAGGCAGCCUUCCCCACCACCGCCCUCAUCUUCACCGCCUCCAACCAAUCCGCCCUCCGCCUCUCACGCCUGCUCUCCCUCCUCCUCCCCUCCCUCGUCCCACUAAUCGGCACCCUAACCUCCUCCACCAAGACCUCCGUCCGCCUGCGCACACUGCGCGCCUUCACCUCCGGCAAACUUCGCAUCCUCGUCGCCUCCGACUUGGUAUCCCGCGGUAUCGAUCUUUCCAAUCUCGACCACGUAAUCAACUACGACCUCCCCCUUUCCGAGACGUCGUACGUGCACAGGGUAGGACGCACAGCCAGAGCCGGGAGGGAAGGCAAAGCGUGGACGCUGGUGGAGUGGGCGGAGGCGAGAAGGUUCUGGAGGGAGUUUGUGGGUGAGGGGCAAGGGGCGGUUUGUAAUGUGAAGAGGGCGGAGGGAAGGACGGUGGAGAGGGUGAGGGUUACUGAGGGGAUGGAAGAGGGGGAGAAGAAGAAGAAUGGUGGGUUUAGUGAGGAGAGGGUGAAGGAGUUGGAGAAGGCGUUGGAGAUGUUGAGGGUUGAGGCGACGAAGAGGGGGUGA
Messenger RNA from Neurospora tetraspora, 2408 nucleotides. RefSeq names its product P-loop containing nucleoside triphosphate hydrolase protein. The transcript has a single exon. Gene Ontology annotation, molecular function: nucleic acid binding; ATP binding. The record is from RefSeq and is a predicted model, not a curated record. The coding region runs from base 78 to 2408 and encodes 776 amino acids. NCBI's taxonomy places the organism in Eukaryota, Fungi, Ascomycota, Sordariomycetes, Sordariales, Sordariaceae. Gene Ontology annotation, cellular component: nucleus.